GGCAUGCCGUGCGGGGUCGGGGCUGGGUCGGGCUUUUGGUGUGGUUCUGGUUACCAUGGCUACCCCGAGAGUUCCAUCUAGUGAGGGGAGAGGGACAGAGAUGCGUGGCCUGAAAGAUGAGCAUGCGAUGGGAUUGCUGUAAGAUCUCACUGCGGGCACCUCCUCUGGACUAUUCCUUCCGAGGCAUCAGCUUCAUCCAAGACCUGCUGACAGAGGAGCCCCGGGCUGGCCUCAAGGUGAUCAAGCGCUCGGCCGGGGGGAAGCUGCUGACCCAGGCUGUGCGCCUGAAUAACAACACCAUCAAUGAGCUGACCGACUUCACCUCCACCAUGGAGCAGCUGCUGGAGUACCCCGACGAGCUCUCCUGGGUCGACCUCUCCUUCAACGACUUGCCUACUAUCGACCCGGUGCUGACUACAUAUCCCCAGCUCCGGGCCCUCAACCUGCACGGGAACAGCAUCCAGAGCCUCAGUGAGGUGGACAAGCUGGCCGUCCUGCCGUGCCUGCGCACAUUGACCCUGCACGGAAACCCCAUCGAGGAGGAGAAAGGCUACAGGAGUUAUGUGCUGUCUGUGCUGCCCCAGCUGAAGUCCUUUGAUUUCAGUGGCGUGACGAAGCAGGACCGCUCCACCGCCACCAUCUGGAGACGUAUGAACGUCAAACCCAAGAAGGUCAAGAAAAGGCAGGACGACUACUGAGGGGACAGGGCCUUUGAGGGACGGGAUGAAGCAGCAGCUGCACCAUUCAACGGGGCCCAGUGCCAUGGCCUGUGGGGGCGGAAAGCCCGCGUGUUCGCUUAGGAAUAAAGGCUUAGAGCUCUGUGGGGUAGGACGAUGAAUCGCUACGAGGGAUGGGGCUUGGUCAUCACUGGAAACGGACAGGGAGGGCUGCCAUGGCAGCGGGCUGGGUACACGCCUGCCAUUGUUGGCACGGAGGGUCUGUGCUCAGCUCGCUCCACCAGCUUCUCCUGAGGGGCUGAGAAGUGCCCCUCCUCCUCUCCAGUGAUUGGCAGGCAGCUGGUGGGGAAGAAAUGGGGCCCUGGGCCUCCAGGAGGCGUCUGACACUAAGACCCGGUUGUGCCCCCAGCACUGGAUGAGCUGGCCUUGCCACGCUGGGCUCCUUUAAGAUGUUCCAGCCCCCUCCCCGCCCAGCCAGCUCCUGCUGAGGCUGCCAGCGAGAGUCCACCUGUGGUCAGGGGGUGCUAGCGAUCCCACGCCGGCUGCUUCCUUCUCAGCACCGCUCCCAGAGGCUCGGGCCCUUGGCUUGCUCACGGGGUUUCUCUACGGCUGGACUGUAAAGUGCAACCCCCGGUGCCCAGCACAUCAAACCCAAAGCCAGCCAGGCAGGAGCAAGGUCACAGAACUGUCCCAGCAGAGCCCCCAGCUAGAGCCCAGGGGCAAAGAGAGGGGUCCCUACCCGGGGAGGCAAACAGCUCAAAGUGCUACAUACAACAGGACUGUCCAUCUUCCACGCCACCUGCCUCCCUUGGCCCCAGCAGGCAGGCUCUGCAGCGUGAGCCCAGUCGCUCCUGCGGGCACUGACCUCAUCAUGCGCUCAGCCCACCUCCAAACGCUCGGUCUCCUUACUAACAAGCAGAGGAGGCAGUCGUCCAGGUAGGGAUGGGAUGAGCCUGAAGGCCCCUGGCUCCUUUGUGGGAAGAAAGCUGGUAAGUGACUGUCCCACGUGACCAUUUGAUUGAUCAUGGGCUCCCAUCAGUCAUGAGGCCUGCAGCUUCUAAGGCUACUCUGCCCUGCCCCCUGGGCUUUAGUGUUUAAUGCUCAGAGUCAUUCCCAGCUGAGCCAGCCAGGUUUCCCUUGUGCCACAGGGUCCUGAGCUAGUCGUGUCAUCCCCAUGCAAGUCCCUGCCUGCCACUGUCAUCACUUCCCCAAGAGGCUUCUAGCACAACUGCUCCAGCCCCUUUCUUCACUCCCUCCUCCCCCACAACAGGAAAUUGUCACUUCGCCCUUUGUCUUCCCAGAGGCAGAGUUUGCCCAGAGGCAAAUCAGAAGCUCGGCUGAUAAGAGGCAAAGCAUGUUCGAGCCAGCCCAGGCAUGGGUGCCGCUAGGGUAGAGUGGCAAUCCGAUCCCUAAAGAAAAGGAGGACUUGUGGCACCUUAGAGACUAACCAAUUCAUUUGAGCAAAGCUUUCGUGAGCUACAGCUCACUUCAUCGGAUGAAGUGAGCUGUAGCUCACGAAAGCUUUGCUCAAAUAGUCUCUAAGGUGCCACAAGUACUGCUUUUCUUUUUGCGAAUACAGACUAACACGGCUGUUACUCUGAAUCCAAUCCCUGACCGUUAACUGAUAGUGCAUGCCCAGUGGGCUAGGUGAGGGCCUGGGACUAGCACUGGUUCCGUGCUGUCAGACCCAUUCCCCUCCCAGACACAUCUUCCCCCACCUCCAGCUGUUCAUUGUCCCUACUGCUUCCCCAAGGCCACUUCAGUGACUAGAGAGGCUUCGGUAAGGCCCCAAUUGGGUAGAUACUAUCUGGCCCAGGAGCUCCCUUCUCCGAGAAGUACAGUGUGGGGAGGGAGCCAGGGUUCCAUCUGUGGCUAGUUCUACACUGGAUCUGGCAUAGUUGAGAGCAACCUCAGGGCUGCUCUAAGUGACACCAGCCUCUAACCAUGCCAAAGGAGCCAUUGGCCACGCAAGGGAGGGGUGUAGCACAGCACCUGCCUGGCUCCCCUCUGCCCUGGGGCAAAGUGGCACACAACCUGCUUCUCCACCCCUGAAGGCUCUCCCACCUGCAGGGACAUGCAGCCCAGCAGAUGUGCCUUGCUGAAGACAGUGUCUCCUCAGACUGAGAAAAAAACGGUGGCAAAGGGGUGAAAUUCAGCCUGGCAAGGCUGCACCGCCCUCUCCCAGCUCUCCUUUAACACAAGCCCCUGCCCCCACAUUCCCUGUGCUUGCCUAGGGGCUGCAGUGCACUUAAGACCCAAGCAGCUGCCAGCCUUGCUAAAGCAGAAGUUUAAGACAACCCCUUUAGUGAUGAUAUGGGGGAGGGGGGGGGGGGGGGGGAGAGAGAGAGAGAGUUGUGAUCCUCUCCCUAAAGACCCUAAUGUGUUAAUGCUGCUGAGCCAGCCACCCAAAACCAUGGCUGCCUGGGAUGCUCAGGCCAGCUCCACAAACCAGAGUGACUGGGGGUGGCAAUCACCCUGCAUCAGUCCUUCCCCUUGUGCCUGGAAAUCCCCAUCCCUUGGCCGUAGGAACAGGAAUGAACUCAACCAGCUGUGCCAGGAGCAGGUGGUAGAGACGCUCCGGGGUUAAUGGUCUGAGGGGUCCUUGCCCCAGUUUUGCUGGCGCACUAUUAAACACGUCAACUCUU
Messenger RNA from Caretta caretta (loggerhead turtle), 3322 nucleotides. It is a transcript of the gene LRRC51, whose product is annotated as leucine rich repeat containing 51. The record is from RefSeq and is a predicted model, not a curated record. NCBI's taxonomy places the organism in Eukaryota, Metazoa, Chordata, Testudines, Cheloniidae. Gene Ontology annotation, molecular function: protein binding.